Rhinichthys klamathensis goyatoka is the source of this 1622-nucleotide messenger RNA. RefSeq names its product mitochondrial transcription termination factor 3 (gene mterf3). The coding region runs from base 77 to 1333 and encodes 418 amino acids. The transcript has 8 exons. Gene Ontology annotation, biological process: regulation of DNA-templated transcription; mitochondrial ribosome assembly. Lineage: Eukaryota; Metazoa; Chordata; Actinopteri; Cypriniformes; Leuciscidae. Gene Ontology annotation, molecular function: double-stranded DNA binding. Gene Ontology annotation, cellular component: mitochondrion. The record is from RefSeq and is a predicted model, not a curated record.
GCGAAGAGCAAAGACUGGAAACAACACGUGAACUCGCAGCAGUGAAGAUUUGAAAACUCUUGUGAGUCGUCUCGUCAUGCAUCUUUGUCGGCGAUGUGUGAGUUUGUUGCUCGUGAGGCCGUUAUUAUCUGCAGCUCUCCAGCCGUCAACACACACACUGCAUCAGCGCUCGCAUCAUAUCCUGCUACAGCACAGCCGGGAACAGCCACCCGUCCACAGUCUCACACUGAGGCACAGUAUAGAGACAUGGGCACCGUGUGGAAGACGAAACUUAACCGACCACCAAGCCGCUUCACCAGAUGUGUAUAAUAAUAAGACUGAUCUUGCUGAAAGAGAGGUUGAAAAACAUAUUGUGCCAUUUGAAAAUUUGAACGUGCAUCAAAUAUCAAACCAAGAGUCUCUUUCGGAUAUAGGCUUGGAUGCAGUUGUGCGUCCUUCUCCUCUUCAGGAAAUCAGUGAGGAAGAAGCAGUCCAGAUCCAAGUGCCUUCUGCACUUCCGCCAGAUUCUUUCACACUCAAACCUUAUGUGGAUAAAUCAGAAACUCUCAGCAAACUUGUUCAGCUUGGUGUCAACCUGUGGGAACUAGAGCAGAGACCCAAUGUGGGCUCCAUGCUGAUUAGGCUUGACUUCCAAGCUGAUGUUGCACCCAGACUACUCUUCCUCAAAGAUCUGGGAGUUGAGGAGUCUAAACUGGGCACACUGCUCACCAAGAACCCCUUCAUCCUCACAGAAAGCCUGGACAACCUUGAAGCCAGGGUGUCCUAUUUAAAAACAAAGAAGUUCAGUCAACAGUCUGUGGCUGUCAUGGUGAGCAAAGCUCCAUAUCUGCUUAACUUCAGCGUUGAGAGGCUCGACAACCGCCUUGGGUUUUUUCAGCAGCAGUUGGGACUCAGUGCUGAGAAGACCCGAAAUGUUGUGACUCGUCUACCGAAACUACUGUGUGGAAGUUUAGAGCCAAUCAAGGAGAAUCUAAAGGUUUGUGAACUGGAGUUUGGAUUUCGUGGAAAUGAAAUCCAACACAUUGUCACAACUGUUCCUAAAGUUUUAAUCGCUAAUAAAAGAAAACUCACCCAAAUAUUUGACUUCGUUCACAACACCAUGGAGGUUCCACACUCACUUAUUGCAAAGUUCCCACAGGUCCUUAAUGCCAAAUUCCUUCGCAUCAAAGAGCGGCAUUUGUUUCUGGAGUACUUAGGCCGGGCCCAGUACCAACCAUCUCAACCCAACUACAUCUCUUUGGAUCGCUUUGUGUUCCUGCCUGAUGACAUUUUCUGCUCAGAAGUAGCAUUAGCCACCCUUGAAGACUUUGAAAGAUUUCAGAAAACAUUGUAGAUGUACAGAAUAAAUUAAGUUACUUUAAGUUGGGUUGUAUGAACAUAGUCUUAUAAAUAAAAAUUUAACGCCGACAUGAAAUAUACGUUUCGAUAGUCUUUUCUUCCCUGUUGUGACCUAUAUCCGAGUGAAACUGCAAACAAGAACAAAUGUAGGGCGGGGCUUGAUUUUGUCCAUAGGGAAUUGAUUGGAUGGUUGUGGUUUGCUAUUGGUGGAUCUCAGGUGAGUGACAGGUUGCCCCGCCCUUGCGCCAGUAAACACUUCAUAAGAGAAGAGAUGUCGCUGUAAG